AAGAAAAGUAAAAAACCCCUAGAAGGGGCUUUAGUGCUUUUUGUAAGUUCUCGGUACGCAGGACGGAGCAAGAAAAUGGAAGAGCAACUCAACGUUCACAACCAGCAUCUCCCUACCGAAGACGAAGAUGACGAUCCGCCAAUGUUGAGCUCGAAUACUCUGGCGGCUCUUAAGGAAUUCCUUGCAGAGCAAAACCAGGAGCAUUCGAACUCCACUGUAGAAACCGAAGGAGGAGGAGUAGCCAAAUCAGGAGAAGCGGUGGCCUUAGUAACCGAGGAUUGGAGGCUCAGCCAGUUCUGGUAUGAUCCUGAGACGGCCGAGACCAUAGCCAGAGAGGUCAUCGCUCUCCGUUCUGUCCCUAAUUCUCAGGUUGUUUGUAUCGCUUGCCCGACUCUCUACGUCUAUCUUAAGAAAGUUGACCCUGAUAUCUCGGUCAAACUUCUUGAAUAUGACAAACGUUUUGAGCAAUACGGGAGUGAUUUCACAUUUUAUGAUUACAACCAGCCAGAGGAGCUCCCAUCUGAAUUGAAGCAUGCUUGCCAAAUCAUAGUGGCAGAUCCUCCUUACCUGAGUAAGGAGUGUUUGGAGAAAGUUACCGAAACAAUUCAUUAUUUAGCAAAACCUGGAGACUCACACUGGCUUCUUCUAACAGGAGAGGUACAGAAGGAUAGAGCUGCUGAGCUCAUGGGGCUGCAUCCAUGUGUUUUCAGGCCUCGUCACUCUAGCAAACUUGGCAAUGAAUUUCGGCUAUUCACCAACUAUGAUCCAGGGAUGAGAUUAGGAGGGUGGGAGCAAUAAAGAUAAGAAAUCCGUUGUUCUUUUCACUCAGAUAUAACUUAUAUGGUUUCAAGUCAGUGUCACUGCAAGAAAAUGAUGAUGAAAGCCUAUUCUCUUGCUAGGAAUGCAAGCUGUGGGUUUACGACAUUGAUGCCUUGGGUGCAAGUAGCACAUUGUUCGACUUGCUUUACCCUUUUAUUUUUCUUCUACCCCCAAUGCCUUCACCUCCCACUUGCCCUUUUCAUUCCCCGAUCAAAUUUUGGUUUGCAAUGUUGGAUGUUGUACAUUAUUUGCCGCAAUUGCAUGUGUGAUUUUGAGGUCA
Tripterygium wilfordii is the source of this 1099-nucleotide messenger RNA. RefSeq names its product EEF1A lysine methyltransferase 1. Gene Ontology annotation, molecular function: protein-lysine N-methyltransferase activity; nucleic acid binding. Bases 76 to 798 code for a protein of 240 amino acids. The record is from RefSeq and is a predicted model, not a curated record. Gene Ontology annotation, biological process: methylation. The transcript has 5 exons. NCBI's taxonomy places the organism in Eukaryota, Viridiplantae, Streptophyta, Magnoliopsida, Celastrales, Celastraceae.